AUGGUCAAAGGCAAUUACUCCCUGGUGACUGAAUUUGUUCUCUUGGGAUUGACAGACCGUCCAGAGCUACAGCCUAUCCUUUUUGUGCUCUUCCUGGCGAUCUAUCUGAUCACUGUUGGAGGGAAUCUUGGCAUGAUCGUGUUGAUCAGGGUAAAUUCACGCCUGCAUACUCCUAUGUACUACUUUCUUGCCAGCUUGUCCUGCCUGGAUCUGUGCUAUUCUACCAACGUGACUCCCAAGAUGCUGGUGAACUUCUUAUCAGAGAAGAAAACCAUUUCUUAUGCUGCCUGUUUAGUUCAGUGUUAUUUUUUCAUUGCUAUGGUUAUUACUGAAUAUUAUAUGCUGGCGGUGAUGGCCUAUGACAGGUACAUGGCCAUCUGUAACCCUUUGCUUUACAGCAGCAAGAUGUCCAAAGGGGUAUGUGUACGUCUGAUUGCUGGUCCUUAUAUUUAUGGCUUUCUUAGUGGCCUGAUGGAAACCAUGUGGACAUAUCGGUUGACCUUCUGUGGCUCCAAUAUCAUCAACCACUUCUACUGUGCUGACCCUCCUCUCAUCAGACUUUCCUGCUCUGACACUUUCAUUAAGGAAACAUCUAUGUUUGCAAUGCCAAAUUUUACAGAUGUAACAGAAUUCCUUCUUGUGGGCCUGACAAGGCGCCAGGAAUUACAGGUUCUCUUUUUUGUGGUGUUCUUGGUGGUUUACAUGCUCACUCUGCUGGGCAACAUUGGUAUGAUAAUUUUGAUCAGUGUCAGCCCUCAUCUUCAGAGUCCUAUGUACUUUUUUCUAAGUCAUUUGUCCUUCGUGGAUGUGUUUUUCUCCUCCAAUGUUACCCCCAAAAUGCUGGAAAACUUAUUAUCUGAGAGAAAAACAAUUUCUUACGUGGGGUGUCUGAUCCAGUGCUACUUUUUCAUUGCCCUGGUCCACGUGGAGGUCUACAUUCUGGCUGUGAUGGCCUUCGAUCGCUACAUGGCUAUCUGCAACCCUUUGCUCUAUAGCAGCAAGAUGUCCAGGGUUGUCUGCGUCCGCCUCAUUUCUGUGCCUUAUGUCUACGGAUUCUCGGUGAGUCUUAUUUGCACUCUGUGGACAUAUGGUUUAUACUUCUGUGGAAACUUUGAAAUCAACCAUUUCUACUGUGCCGAUCCUCCUCUCAUCAAGAUUGCCUGCGGAGGCGUGUACAUCAAAGAGUACACGAUGAUUGUGAUUGCCGGGAUUAACUUCACAUAUUCCCUGUCUGUAGUUCUCAUAUCGUAUUCGCUCAUUGUGGUCGCGGUGUUGCGCAUGCGCUCUGCUGACGGCAGGAAAAAGGCCUUCUCCACCUGUGGAUCACACUUGACAGCUGUUUCCAUGUUUUAUGGAACUCUUAUAUUCAUGUAUCUCAGAAGACCAACGGAGGAGUCUGUGGAGCAGGGAAAGAUGGUGGCUGUGUUUUAUACUACUGUGAUUCCCAUGCUGAACCCAAUGAUAUACAGUCUCAGGAACAAAGAUGUGAAAGAAGCCGCCAGCAAGGCAAUCGCCAAGGCAAACUUGAGAAAAUGA
This is a messenger RNA of Microtus oregoni (creeping vole), 1536 nucleotides long. Its product is annotated as olfactory receptor 5M9. Gene Ontology annotation, molecular function: G protein-coupled receptor activity; odorant binding; olfactory receptor activity. Gene Ontology annotation, biological process: G protein-coupled receptor signaling pathway; sensory perception of smell. The coding region runs from base 1 to 1536 and encodes 511 amino acids. Gene Ontology annotation, cellular component: membrane. The record is from RefSeq and is a predicted model, not a curated record. Lineage: Eukaryota; Metazoa; Chordata; Mammalia; Rodentia; Cricetidae. The transcript is spliced from 2 exons.